Ruditapes philippinarum (Manila clam) is the source of this 2739-nucleotide messenger RNA. RefSeq names its product probable tRNA(His) guanylyltransferase. The record is from RefSeq and is a predicted model, not a curated record. Gene Ontology annotation, biological process: tRNA modification. Bases 212 to 1093 code for a protein of 293 amino acids. Gene Ontology annotation, molecular function: tRNA guanylyltransferase activity; magnesium ion binding. NCBI's taxonomy places the organism in Eukaryota, Metazoa, Mollusca, Bivalvia, Venerida, Veneridae. The transcript has 7 exons.
GUUAGAGCACCAUAGUUUGAACAGAGCUGGUUUAAGGUGUGAAAAUCUUAGCUGAUAAUGCAAUUUUUUUAUCAGGAUUAAAUUUUAUCACGUUAACGUAUUGAAAUUAAAAUUUUGGCUGAUUUAUUUGAUAUCUCACACAUUACGCUGUAGGAUAUAAAGUCUAAAGUAUAUGAAUGUUAAGUGUGAUGGUAAUUGUUAGUUUGUUAAGAUGGCAAAAAGUAAAUUUGAGUAUGUGAAACAGUUCGAGACAGAAGACAAACUUUUACCUAACUGCUGGAUAGUUGUCAGAAUCGAUGGAAAGGGAUUUCACAGGUUUGCUGAUAUGCACAAUUAUAUAAAGCCGAAUGAUGACAGAGCGUUAGAUUUGAUGUCUAAAGCAGCUGAGACUGUUAUGGAAGAAUUUAAAGACAUUGUGUUAGCUUAUGGUCAAAGUGAUGAAUAUAGCUUUGUGUUUAAAAAAACAACAAAUGUCUACAAUAGACGGGCCAGUAAGUUAGCAACAAAUGUAGUGAGUCUGUUUGCGUCAUCGUUUGUGUAUUUCUGGCCGAGAUAUUUUGGGACAACAAUGAUGCAAUAUCCUCCAGCGUUUGACUCACGUACAGUUCUAUAUCCAAGUGAUAAAAAUCUCCGUGACUAUCUUAGCUGGAGACAAGCAGAUUGUCACAUAAAUAAUUUGUAUAACACAUGUUUUUGGAAGUUGAUACAAGAGAAGGGUCUGACACCUGCAGAAUCUCAGGAGAGGUUAAAGGGUACAAUGUCUAGUGAUAAGAAUGAAUUACUUUACAAGGAAUUUGAAAUCAACUACAACAAUCUACAUCCUCUACACAGAAAAGGCACAAUUCUUAUACGAGCAGCUAAAAAUGACCUUGAGAAUGGUGACCUUGACCUCUCACUACAGCUUCACAUAUCAGGUUCAUCAACUAGUAGAAGUCAUACAGCACGAGGUCACGGGCGUGCAACAGACUCCAGGAGAAGUCCACAAAUGAGCAGAAAAUUAACGCGACCUAAUAUAGAAAGACUUCAUGUUGAUUUAAUUGGGGAACAAUUUUGGACAGAUUAUCCAAAUGUUUUAGAUCCAUCUAAAAAGUAGAUAAUCAUUGAACAGUAUUUUAGAUUAUAAUACCACAAUCUUCAUGAAAGAUGGUUGUUGAAACACAACAAUUCAAAUAUCAAUAAGCCCAACAACAUUUUAAUAAUUAUUUAAAACACUAUCUAUUUAUAAUGUCAGCAACAUUUUACUUUAAAACAACAAAAGAUAUUUAAUAAUGACAAGACAUAUACAGAGUACAACUACAUGUAGACAUAAUUAACCAAUGGAGAGUUUUAAUUGUUUUCAAAUUGUUGGGUUGUCAGUGUUGGUUUGGAUUGAAUUGAUUGGUUUUAUAAAUUGGCUGUGAUAUUAAAUGUUCAUAAUGUGUAUUUGUUGUACAGAAGAUAUACUUGAUGUAUUGUAUAAGACACAGAUUUGAGUCAGACCCGUAAUAAUUUCAUUUAUGUAGUACUGAUAUAAUGAUGUCAAUUGUAUGAAAUAUGUAGUGUUUAUAGUGUAAGAUUUACACAUGUCAGAUAUGAUAUUAAAACUGUUUAAGGUUUGUACAUGUUAGAUUACUUUGGGCAGCUACGUUUCUAUAUGCCUGAACGUAAUUAUGGUCAAAAUUUGAUUUGGCACUUGUAUGUCUAUCUGUCUGUCUGUUAGCCAUAUUGAUGACUGCUCGAUAAUUUAAGAACUUUUAGGUGUUGUUUCCAUACUUUUUAAAGAUGAUGUUGAUGGCCAGUAGAUGACCCAGUCAGUAACUCAAUGUCAUAUAUUGAUACUGUAUAAAAUCCUUGUCCAGUCAAUAACUUGUUCUGGUGGUUGUAUGACAGUCACAUAUUAACAUUGUACAUGGAGCGUCCGUGGCAGAGUGUUUAAGAUCAUUGGCUUCAAACCACUUGCCUCUCACCACUUUAGGUUUGAGCUGCCCAAGCGUCUUUGGGUUGUUUUUUGUGAGAAAAGUAUCUAGCUAGCUUACAGAACGUUGGUGGUUCUAAAUAGGAGUCCAUUUGUGCCUCAAAUAAAACAUGGAAGGGCACACCUGAGAUCUUACUCCACCAGUAAAGCUUGAAAGAUGCCUCAUGACCUAUUCUGUGUUACCAUAUGACCUAUUCUGUGUUGGUGCAAUGUAAAACCCAACAGAAAAACAAAACAACAAACAACAUUGUACAUCUUAUAACAGCAAUACUCCAGGCAUAUAAUACUCUUCACAUGGCAGGCUCUUGUUUCUUAUAAUAAUUUAUUUGGAAAAAUCACUCUUUGUUUAUCUCUAUCUACAGAAGGAAAGUUGUAUAUUUGUUAUCUCCUUUUAGAUCUGUUGAUUUAUUUUGCUGUUCAUUUAACAUUAUCGAACAUUGACUCGAGUAUAGAGCUAGUCGAGUCUGAAAAUUCAUGCAGUCAACUGUUGUCUAACUCAUUUAUUUCGUCUUAAUAUUCUUAAAAUUGAUGAACAAAUUUUGCAAAACUUGAAGCUGGAAAAAUUCCCUAUAAUUACCGGUGGAAAAAUGCAAAUCAUUCAUGUAAUGUUACAGAAUGACCAGGCAGUUUUACAUGUAUCAUGUAAGUUAACUUGUGUAGAACAUACAGCAUUAUAUUUCAGAUAUGCCAGUGAUUUAAAACCUCAAAACUUCAAUCAAAAUAUGUGAUUGCAAUAUGUUAUGUUUAUAUCAUGCAAUAUUUUAUAAAUAAAUGUCAGUAAAGUG